AUGACUAUUCAGAUGCGUGCAGCGUCAUGGGUGGACUGCAAGACUGGCAAAGACAGACCGACGAUCCAAGGGAAAUCUCUUGGGAAUAUCAUCGCGACGCAACUGCGUCACGCCGUCGCUGAAUCAUACGAGGAUGCGGUCUUUAGACGGUUCGGAAAUAGCCAAGCAAUUUGCCACGGCCGAGAACCGGGUUUCAUGUCCAGUCUCUUCAUCGCCUUCAACAAACUCACGGGUGAACGGCAACGGGUGACGCUCGCACCAUUUACGAGGGCCAUCAUGGUGUAUACCGCGGACGUCGAUCAGCGCGACUGGGACGAGUACUCGGAACGACGUACCUACGCACUGAACCACCCACGAUCGCACGCGGGAUGA
Molecule: messenger RNA, 372 nt
Organism: Phytophthora megakarya
Lineage: Eukaryota; Oomycota; Peronosporomycetes; Peronosporales; Peronosporaceae
Source: the annotation of a GenBank genome assembly